Messenger RNA from Cadophora gregata, 801 nucleotides. RefSeq lists its product as uncharacterized. The record is from RefSeq and is a predicted model, not a curated record. The transcript has a single exon. Bases 1 to 801 code for a protein of 266 amino acids. NCBI's taxonomy places the organism in Eukaryota, Fungi, Ascomycota, Leotiomycetes, Helotiales, Ploettnerulaceae.
AUGGACACUCCUGUCUGGCAGCUUGAACCUGGUGACAAUGACAUUCAGUCUCUAAAGGAGUCGAACGAGAGACUUCGACGUGCCCUCUGCUCCAUGGAAAGAAAAUACAUCCGCACUAAAGAAGCUCUCGAUGCAGCCACCAAUCUCCUAGGACACAACAAAAGUCCGUUUCCAUUCUUGCAACUUCCUCGUGAGAUACGUGACCAAAUCUAUCUUUUGGCGCUUCAAGCAGAAAAACCGAUCAGGAUUGAGCCACAAGAACUUCAACAUCUCAGUUUGGAUGACGACCGUCGAAAGCCUGCCACCCCCAGUUUGCUGUACCUGAACAGGCAGAUCAGUCAAGAAGCCGCCGAGAUUCUCUAUUCCAAAAACGAACUCUCCGUUACUGGACCGGGAGAGCUUCUUCGAUUCCAACAACAAGUCGGUAGCCGAAACAAGGACUUAGUUCGCGUACUGAAGAUCAGGAUGUUCAUCUACCAGGAUAUGGCGUGUAUUCAGGAUCCAGCCUAUAUUGCUUCAUACGAUUUCAAGCCGGUUCCGUCGCACUGGGAAAAGGCUCUGUCUCAGUUGGAAAUGAAGGGGAUCAAAACCUUGAAGGUCAAGAUUAUGGACUGUGUUGAGCAUGGCGAUGGUCUUGCAGUGAUGUCGCCAGUGCUUCAACGCUCAAUUGUGCACUUCUUCAGAGAAAGUCCAGAUAAACCACGAGAGCGCUCUCCAAAGUUAGGGCUAAAGGGAUUUCGAGAUUCUGAAAAGGGAAAAUUCCCGGAACAUCUUGAUACCUUCACUUAUGAAACCUUUUGA